Molecule: messenger RNA, 2709 nt
Organism: Sturnus vulgaris (Common starling)
Lineage: Eukaryota; Metazoa; Chordata; Aves; Passeriformes; Sturnidae
Source: RefSeq, a predicted model, not a curated record
AUGUCGCAGCGCGCCGGCGACCGCGAUCGCGACAGGGAGCGCGAGCUGCAGUGGUCGGCCCGCAGGAUGGGCACGUCGCUGCUGCUGCAGCUGUCGGCACACGAGCGGGAGCUGGACCUGGUGUGCCUCGACCACAGCUACGCCAAGCCCUGGAGCGCACACCCCGACGCCAGCGCCGCCCGGCCCGCCCGGCUGCUCUUCCUCACCCCGCGGAGACACCUCGGCAGCGCCCCGGAGGCCGAUGUCCCCAUAGACGUGGAGACGGUGACGCCCACGCCGGUGCCGCUGUAUGACAACCAGAAGGCUCGGAGCGUGAUGAACGAGUGCGAGCGGCAUGUGAUGUUCGCCCGCACCGACGCCGACGCGCCCCCGCCGCCCGACGACUGGGAGGAGCACAUCAACAGGACGGGCUGGACCAUGGCCCAGAACAAGCUCUUCAACAAGAUCCACAAAGCACUGCAGUCCGACAGGCUGGCCCGCCUGGCCAACGAGGGGGCUUGCAACGAGCCCGUGCUGAGGAGGAUCGCGGUGGAUAAAUGUGCCCGCAGGGUGCGCCAGGCUCUGGCCAGUGUGAACUGGGACACCAAACUCAUCCAGUGGCUUCACACGACGCUGGUGGAGACCCUGAGCCUGCCCGUGCUGGCUGCCUACCUGGACGCCCUGCAGACCCUGAAAGGAAAGAUCCCUGCACUGAUCGACAGAAUGCUGCUGUCCUCCACGGCCAAGACAGGAGCAGCAGGGGCUGAGGCACUGUCCCUGCUGCUUAAGAGACCCUGGGACCCAGCAGUGGGUGUCCUGUCCCAUAAUAAACCAAGCAAACUGCCCGGAUCUCCCCUGAUCCUCAUCGCUUCCUCCGGCCCCGCCAACUCCAUGUUCCCCACGUCCCGACGGCACCGCUUCUGGCAGUCCCAGCUCUCCUGCUUAGGAAAGGUGAUCCCCAUUGCCACAUCCCUGCUGAACAACGGCAGUGGGGUGGGAGUGCUGCAAUGCCUGGAGCACAUGAUCGGCGCCGUCAGGGGCAAGGUGGCCGAGAUCCACAACCACUUCUCUCACAAGCAGAUCAUCCUGAUUGGGUGGAACACGGGUGCCUUGGUGGCCUGUCAUGUUUCUGUGAUGGAAUAUGUCACUGCUGUCGUGUGCCUUGGCUUCCCUCUGCUCACUGUGGAUGGCCCCAGAGGGGACGUGGAUGACCCUCUCCUGGAGAUGAAGACCCCGGUGCUCUUUGUCAUCGGGCAGAACUCGCUGCAGUGCAACGUGGAAGCCAUGGAGGAUUUCCGGGAGAAGAUCCGGGCAGAUAACAGCAUGGUGGUGGUGGGAGGAGCAGAUGACAACCUCAGGAUAAGCAAAGCCAAAAAGAAGUCAGAAGGCCUGACCCAGAGCAUGGUGGACAGGUGCAUCCAGGAUGAGAUUGCAGACUUCCUGACAGGAGUGCUGACCCGGGCCGAGAGCCACUCGGGCUCUGAGCCCCGCGACCUGGACGCCGAGAGGAAGAAGAAGCCCCGUGACUGCAGCAGGAGAGACCUGUCCUUUGAGCUGCCCGAGAGGAGCAGCAGACCCGCCUCCCCUGCAGCCAAAGUGCCAGCCUCGCCCUCAGGCUCCGAGGACCUGUCCAGUGUGUCCAGCAGCCCCACGUCCAGCCCCAAGACCAAGGUGGCCGCCCUGGCCCUGCCCAAGCCCAGCCAGGUGGGCCCCACACAACUGCAGAGGAGGCAGGUGCCCAGGCCAGAUGCUGUCCUGACCCACAAGCAAGCACAAGCUCAGUUUGCUGCUUUUCUGAAACAAAACAUGCUGGUGAGGAAAGCUCUUCCUCCUGGCACCUCUUCAUGUCUCUUUGUUCCAGUGUCCUCAGAGCACUCGGAGGGGGCUGACAGAGAUGAUGUGCGAGUGCAGCUGAAGAGGCAGCAGAGCCCCAGCCCGACCCCGUGCACCAAAGCCUCCAAACGAGCCAAAAUCAAGGUGACCAUUGUCUCGCACGGCGAUGGCGCGGGCGGAGCAGCCCUCGGCACCCAGGCAGAAAUUGUCUCUGGGAAGCCGCUGCCCCUCGGCCAGGCCGUGUCCAGCACCAAGGAGCUCUCGGGGCUGCUCUCCACCCCCAAGCCGAGCUCAGGUGCAGAGGCUUCGCUGAGCCCCGCUCAGCCCUCGAUCCCCAGCAGCUCCGCCCCCAGCGCCUUCCACGCCCUGCAGAGCCGGCUGGUGGCCAGCAGCACCCACGGCCUGCCAGCCCAGCCGGCCACUGCCCUGCCAGGAGCAGCCUCUGCCAGCAGCCUGCUCCAGGGGCUGAGCUUCAGCCUGCAGGACAUCGGCACCAAGUCCUGCAGCCUCCCUGGCAAUGCGGCCGCUGCUGCCUCACCUGUGCAGAGCUCGGCUGGGAAGGCGCCUACAGCCCUGCAGGGCCUGGCUGCCAUCACCACGGACACCGGCGCCGUCGUCCGCACCAUCCCCGUGGCCACCUCGCUGGCCCUGGGAGCCUCGGCCAGCGGCAAACCCACGGCCAUCCACCAGCUGCUGACCAACGGGGGCCUGGCCAAGCUGGCCAGCAGCCUGCCAGGACUGGCCCAGAUCUCCAACCAGGCCGCAGGCCUGAAGGCCCCGACCACCAUCACGGUGACACUGCGGGGACAGCCCGGCCGUGUGGGCACCCUGAGCCAGCCCAGCCUGGGCUCGGUGCAGCCCCAGCUGGAGGAGCAGCCCCAGGGCCCUCAGGUUUGA